Messenger RNA from Condylostylus longicornis, 1308 nucleotides. RefSeq names its product craniofacial development protein 2-like. The transcript has a single exon. Gene Ontology annotation, molecular function: catalytic activity. Gene Ontology annotation, biological process: chromatin remodeling. The coding region runs from base 1 to 1308 and encodes 435 amino acids. The record is from RefSeq and is a predicted model, not a curated record. NCBI's taxonomy places the organism in Eukaryota, Metazoa, Arthropoda, Insecta, Diptera, Dolichopodidae. Gene Ontology annotation, cellular component: nucleus.
AUGAGGUCAAACAGAAGGAAAGAUUACACUAGGGCGUUCCCCAGAAGCGACGAACCAAGAAAAGUAAACAAUCCAAGCAUUAAGAAAGUAAAAGCAAAAAUCAAAAUCAGAAUCGGAACAUGGAACAUUGGCAGUCUUACAGGACGAAGCAAGGAACUUGCUGAGAUACUAAAAAGAAGAAAUAUAGAUAUAUGCUGUAUUCAGGAGUUGAAAUGGAAAGGUGCAAAAGCACGAAAAAUUGGUGAAGGUUAUACAGUAUUGUACAACGGUUUCAACGCAAAAAAUGGUAUUGGAAUAGUACUCAACGAAAACAUGUGUGAUAAGAUUAUUGAAGUUAAGCGCAUAAGUGACAGGCUCAUGUACGUCAAAAUGGUCAUAGAAAAUAAGAUAUAUAAUAUUAUGAGUGCAUAUGCUCCUCAAACGGGAUGCGACAGUCAAACAAAGCUACUAUUUUUUGAAUCUUUAGAAGAAACAAUGCAGGCGAUAUCAUUAAAUGAGGCUAUUAUUUUGUGUGGUGAUCUAAAUGGUCAUAUAGGUAGAACAAAUGGUACUAAUAGCCCUUGCCACGGAGGUUUUGGCUACGGACAAAUUAAUGAGCAGGGUGAAUGGAUCCUUGACGUAGCCAGCGCACAUGAUUUGAAAAUAAUAAAUAGUUGUUUCCAGAAAAAAGAUGAGCAUCUCAUAUCGUAUAGUAGUGGGGGCUCAUGCACGCAAAUAGAUUAUAUUAUGUGUAAAACUUCAAAUGCACGUCAGUUUCUGGAUUGUAAAAUCAUACCAGGUGAAUCUCUUACUAGUCAACACAGACUCUUGCUAGCGACUUUCGAGGUGGACUCGUCGAACUUAAGAAAUGUAAACUAUCACUCGAAGAAAACAAAGUGGAACAAUAUAUAUAAAGAUGAGGGAAAUGCAUUUAUUCAACAAGUUAACCGAAAUUGCGAGAGUCUAGUCAAUGCAGCACAAUUUAUAUUAGACGAUGGCUGGAAAGAAUUUCAUAAUAAGGUAAACCGUUUGGCAAGGGAAUAUCUUGGUACUACAAAAGGCAAAUCCUAUGGCAAGAAAGAAACUUGGUGGUGGAGCGGCGAUGUUCAAGAGGUGCUUAAACAAAAGAAAAUCGCUUUUAAACAGUGGAAAAAAGGGCCAACAUAUGAAAAUCAUGCUAUCUACAAACAAACUUGUAAAAUUGCGAAAAGGACCGUUGCCAUUGCUAGAAACAACGCGUAUCAAAAGUUCUAUGAAAAUCUGGAAACACCUGAAGGGCAAAACCAAAUUUAUAAAAUCGCGACCGUUAAAUAUGGUACGGACCGUUAA